Molecule: messenger RNA, 7439 nt
Organism: Musa acuminata AAA Group (dessert banana)
Lineage: Eukaryota; Viridiplantae; Streptophyta; Magnoliopsida; Zingiberales; Musaceae
Product: protein PHOTOPERIOD-INDEPENDENT EARLY FLOWERING 1-like
Exons: 22
Coding region: 923-7036 (2037 amino acids)
Biological process (GO): chromatin remodeling
Cellular component (GO): Swr1 complex
Molecular function (GO): ATP-dependent chromatin remodeler activity; ATP binding; ATP hydrolysis activity
Source: RefSeq, a predicted model, not a curated record
UGCUUCUUUUUGUCUUCUCCUCCUCCUCUUCUCCGCCCCGUCUCUUCUCUUCGUUCUGCCGCUAUCUCGCCCUUCUCGCUCUGCUUCCCCCCCUCUCUUCUCUGCACUUCCAAUCUGCCAUCUUUUUCGCUCAUUCUUUGUGCGUUGGGGUCGUUCUUUCUUGGUUGGGAUUUGGGGAUUUUUGCAGGGCCACUACUGCUCGGGGGAAAGGGGGGACUAGGGCUCGAGGCCGGCCGGAUUGGGCGCUUCCGGGUCGGAUCUAUUAGACUUUUACCCGAGAAGGAUAUCGGAUCCGUGUUUUAGUUUUAUGAAAUUCUUAACGGGUCCUCUCAUUCCUGACUUAUUAUUAGUUUUUCCAUCCCGUAAGCGACACUCCGGCUGCAGUCAAACAGCUGAUCUCAGCCGUCUGAUGACGCGUCGACGGUUGAUGUGAGAUCUGUGACGCCAGCUGCAGCUCGAGGAGUCCCGACUCCUUUAAUAGACCUCUCAUCAGCUCGAUGCCCUUUUCGAUCUCUGCAUCCCCUUUCUCGCUUCCUCGCGUCCCCUCGUCUAUCUUCUCUACCUUCGGCUUCGCUCGCCCGGUGAAACCCUAAUCCUUCCCCCUCCCUCCUCCCACCCUCCUCACUGGCGUGGCAGCGUACCUUUCUUGAUCCGCCGUCGUCCUUCCUCGUGACGCUUCUCGUUGCGGUCUUCUUGAUGAUCGGCAUCUCUCUCGUGCUCGGCGUCCGGCUUCCCCAGCGCGUCGUUGUCGGAAGGCUAGCGGCGGGGCGUUUUUUGUUUUUUUCCGCAGUGCCAACGAAUAUGCUGCCUGCAGUUUUCUAGGGAUAAAGAUUUUUGAUCUCAUAAAAACGUCCAUUUUGGACGUUCAAGAUCAGACAGAUAUCUUAAAUCAUGAAGUAAGUAUUUACAAGAAAACGCUAUCAUGGCCUCAAAGGGUCCCAGAUCGAAGUUAGACCAUGAGACGAGAGCUCGGCGUCAAAAGGCACUUGAAGUUCCGAAGGAACCUCCUCGGCCAAAGACCCACUGGGAUCAUGUCAUAGAGGAGAUGGUUUGGUUGUCAAAAGAUUUUGAAUCAGAGAGGAAAUGGAAAUUGGCUCAGGCAAAGAAGGUUGCAAUAAGAGCCAGUAAAAGUGUUCUGGAUUAUGCCACUAGGGGAGAGAAAAAAGUGAAGGAAGAAGAGCAGCGUCUGAAAAAAGUUGCACUCAAUAUUUCAAAGGAUGUGAAGAAAUUUUGGAUAAAAAUAGAGAAGCUGGUUCUUUAUAAGUUCCAAUUGGAUGUUGAGGAGAGAAAGAAAAAAGCUCUUGAUAAGCAGCUUGAUUUUCUUUUAGGCCAGACUGAAAGGUACUCCACAAUGCUUGCGGAAAACCUUGUAGAUGUGCACUAUUCUUCUAGAACAGAGGAUAUGGGUUUAAAAAUGGAGCAAGAUGCACACGUGGAGUGCAAAAGCACUGACGCACCAGCAACCCAGUUGGAUAACCUCGAGAGUGGUGAUGAUUUUAGCAUCCGAUCUGAAGAUGACUUGGAAGAUGAUGAGUGCACUAUUGAGGAGGAUGAAGCUCAAAUUACUGAGGAGGAGCGGAGAGAAGAAUUAACUGCCUUGAAAGCUGAAGCUGAUCUACCACUUGAGGAGCUUCUCAAGUUCUAUGCCAAAGACAACUCUAGCAGGAAAGAUGGUUCAGGAAGUGAUGAAGAUUUAUUUAUGCCUGUUAUGCAAAAAGAUCAGAUUACGGAAUAUUUGAACCAAGUAAAUGGCGAGAAUGUGAAGCAUCAUUCUGCAGAGAAUAAUCAUGUACAGCAAGAUUUUGGUCAGCCCCAUAAUAGGGAAAGUAAUGGUGACUCUUCCUCCUUUCGAGGACAGUUGACUAUCAAGAAAUUACAGCCAAAACUUUGUUCAGAAAAUCUCGACUUGUGUGAUAUGAAACAUUCAACCCUUGGUCCAAGUGAUGACUUGGAUGAUAGAGAUUACACUGCUGCAAGUGAGGAGAAGGAUGAUGAGACAACAUUGUCUGAAGAGGAAGAGUUGGCAAAGAAGGAAGAAGUCAAUCCGCUUGAGGAGAUAAAGUCACUGAAAGAAGAGAGUGAAAUGCCCGUAGAAGAACUGCUUGCAAGGUACAACAAGGAUUUAUGCAUUGACGAUGGGAUGAAGAAAUCUGAUUUUUCUUCCUCAAGCACUGAUGAUCAGCUGGAGAACAAAACUCAAAACCUCAAAAUGAUUGAUGGUGAAUAUCAAGAGGACAAAUCUCCAUAUCAAAAUGAAUUGGAUUCUUCUGUUUAUAAAGAGAUAAAAACGGAUUGUGAUAACAUAAUGGAUGGGAGGGAGAGUGAGAUUAUCAUUGCCGAUGCAGCAGCUGCUGCAAGAUCAGCACAGCCGACUGGAAACACUUUCUCAACAACAAAAGUGCGGACAAAGUUCCCUUUCCUUCUGAAGCAUCCUCUCCGUGAAUACCAACACAUUGGUCUAGAUUGGCUGGUAACAAUGUAUGAAAAGAGGCUAAAUGGAAUUCUAGCAGAUGAAAUGGGCUUAGGGAAGACAAUCAUGACCAUUGCUCUUCUUGCUCACCUAGCUUGUGACAAGGGAAUAUGGGGGCCUCAUCUCAUAGUGGUACCAACUAGUGUCAUGCUCAAUUGGGAGACUGAAUUCCUUAAAUGGUGUCCUGCAUUCAAAAUACUAACGUACUUUGGGAGUGCAAAGGAACGGAAGCUUAAACGACAGGGUUGGUUAAAACCUAAUUACUUUCACAUUUGCAUUACUACUUACAGGCUUGUUAUUCAGGAUUCAAAAGUAUUUAAGAGAAAGAAAUGGAAAUACCUCAUUCUGGACGAAGCACACUUGAUAAAGAACUGGAAAUCUCAGAGGUGGCAGACUCUACUGAAUUUUAACUCAAAACGGCGAAUUCUGUUGACUGGAACACCCUUGCAGAACGACCUUAUGGAACUUUGGUCUUUGAUGCAUUUCUUAAUGCCUCAUAUUUUUCAGUCUCAUCAAGAAUUUAAAGACUGGUUUUGCAACCCAAUUUCGGGGAUGGUGGAGGGCCAGGAGAAAGUUAACAAAGAAGUUGUUGACCGGUUGCAUAAUGUGCUUCGUCCUUUCAUAUUAAGACGUUUAAAAAGGGAUGUGGAAAAACAACUCCCAAAGAAGCAUGAACAUGUCAUAUACUGUAGGCUUUCCAGAAGGCAGCGAAAUUUGUAUGAAGAUUUUAUUGCCAGCUCAGAAACUCAAGCAACAUUAGCGAGUUCAAAUUUUUUCGGGAUGAUUAGUGUUAUAAUGCAACUUCGUAAAGUUUGUAACCAUCCAGAUCUUUUUGAAGGCCGUCCAAUUGUAAGUUCAUUUGACAUGGCUGGUAUGGACAUGCAAUUGAGCUCUUCUAUUUGUACAAUCUUUUCUUCCAGCCCAUUUUCAAAAGUUGAUCUCUGUGGCUUAAAUUUUGUAUUUACACAAAAUGAUUAUUGUAUGACUUCAUGGGUGAAGGAUGAAGUCAACUCAAUUGCUUGUCCCCCAAAUUUAAUCCAGCGUACUUGGCUUGAGGCUUCUGGCAGUCUUUCUUUUUUCCAAAGUAGAUAUGAGCUGAAGAGAAAAAUUCAUGGAACUAACAUAUUUGAAGAGAUUCAGAAGGCCCUUUGGGAGGAAAGAGUGAAACAUGUUAAAGAAAGAGCCAUGUCCGUUGCAUGGUGGAAUUCCUUGCAGUGCCAGAAGAAGCCCGUAUAUGGAACUGAUCUGAGGAAGCUUGUCACAAUAAAACAUCCGGUCUUUGACAUUCUUGAGCAAAAGAAUAAUCCUUCAUGUUACAUGAACUUUUCAUCGAGACUGGCAGAUAUAGUUCUUUCACCCAUUGAACGCUUUCAGAAGAUUCUUGAUCUAGUUGAAUGUUUCAUGUUUGCAAUUCCUGCUUCGCGUGCCCCCUUUCCUGUUUGCUGGUGCAGUAAAGGUAGAUCUCCUGUUUUUCUGCAACCAGCAUACAAGGAAAAAUGCCGAGAGGUCUUUGCACCUUUAUUAUCAGCUAUUAGGCCAGCCAUUGUUCGGAGACAAGUUUAUUUUCCUGACAGACGUCUAAUACAGUUUGACUGUGGAAAGCUACAGGAGCUUGCAAUAUUGCUAAGACGAUUGAAAGCAGAAGGCCACAGGGCUCUAAUUUUUACUCAGAUGACAAAGAUGCUUGAUAUCUUGGAGGCUUUCAUUAAUUUGUAUGGGUUCACCUACAUGCGACUAGAUGGAUCUACACAGCCAGAAGAGAGACAGACACUGAUGCAGCGUUUUAACACAAAUCCAAAAUACUUCCUGUUUAUUUUGUCCACACGUAGCGGUGGUGUGGGGAUCAACCUAGUUGGUGCCGAUACAGUCAUUUUUUAUGAUAGUGACUGGAAUCCCGCGAUGGACCAACAAGCUCAAGAUAGAUGCCAUAGAAUUGGGCAGACAAGGGAAGUGCACAUUUAUCGACUUAUCAGUGAGAGUACCAUUGAGGAAAACAUCUUGAAGAAAGCAAACCAGAAGCGUGCACUUGAUGAUUUGGUUAUACAGAGUGGUAGUUACAAUAUGGAGUUCUUUAAAAAGCUUGAUCCAAUGGAAUUGUUCUCUGGCCAUAGAAGUCUCAGAAUUGAAAGUUUGCAGAAAGGAAACUCUAGCACUGCUGACUGUUCUGCUAAUGGGAUGGAUGCCCUAUUAUCCAAUGCAGAUGUUGAAGCAGCUAUUAAACAAGCAGAAGAUGAAGCAGAUUAUAUGGCCCUGAAAAAGUUAGAACAAGAAGAGGCUGUUGAUAAUCAAGAAUUCACUGAAGAUAUCAUUGGAAGAUCAGAGGAUGAUGAGCCUGUUAAUGAGGAUGAGACCAAGCUUGAUGAGAAAGUUGCUGAAGAGCAGAAUUGCUGCACUUCAGUUAGCAAGGAAAAUGACGUUAUCUUAUGCAGCAGUAAUAUGUGCGAACAAAAGUCUCUUGCAUUAGGUGGGGAAGAUGAAGAUAUGGACAUGCUUGCUGAUGUUAAGCAGAUGGCUGCAGCAGCAGCAGCAGCUGGACAAGCAAGUUCAUCUUUUGAAAAUCAGCUUCGUCCAAUUGACAGAUACGCGAUGCGUUUUCUGGAACUUUGGGAUCCUAUAGUUGACAAAUCUGCAAUAGAGUAUCAGGCAAUUGUAGAAGAGCAAGAAUGGGAGCUUGAUCGAAUUGAGAAAUUUAAAGAUGAACUAGAAGCUGAAAUUGAUGAAGAUCAAGAGCCAUUCUUAUAUGAAAGAUGGGAUGCCGAUUUUGCAACCACAGCAUAUCGCCAGCAUGUUGAAGCAUUAGCUCAACAGCAGUUGUUGGAAGAACUAGAAUGUGAAGCACAGUUAGCGGAUGAUGCAGAUGAUGAGAAUGAUGCUUUCAAGAAUGGAACACUAGAUGAACGGAAGCCUAAGACAAAAAAGAAAAUGAAGAAGACAAAGUUCAAGUCUCUGAAGAAAGGGCCAUUAGCUUCGGACAUGGAAGUUGUUCAUGAGGAACCAUCACUAGAUGACAUAUCUGUUGAUGAUAAAGUUCUUUCUCCAGAUAUUAUCUCUGCUGGGUCACCAACACGCUCACCACCUAGAAAAAAGCGCAAGAAGGUUUUUGCUCCCUCAGAAGAUGAAGAAAAUAACUUGAGGAAAAGCAUUAAGAAACUUAAGAAAGCUUCUCACAGUAACCAUGUUGUUGAUUUCAACAAGUAUGGUAAACAUACUAUGGAAGCUACAGAAUUGAAACUUGGAGACGGAGCUACCGAGUCUGAUCUGAGACCUGCAAGCAGAACCAAAUCUGGUGGAAAGAUUUCCAUCGCAUAUGUUCCAGUAAAACGUGUAAUAAUGGUGAAACCAGAAAGGUUUAGAAAGAGGGGACCAGUUUGGUCAAAAGAUUGCUUUCCUGCUCCAGAUAUUUGGUCAUCUCAGGAAGAUGCUUUGUUGUGCGCAAUCGUACAUGAGUAUGGCACUAAUUGGAGCUUUAUAAGUGACACACUUAAUGAUAUUCCUUGUGGUGGAUCUUACAGAGGAAGGUUUCGCCAUCCUGUCCAUUGUUGUGAGAGGUUUCGAGAACUGUUUUUUAAGUAUGUUCUGUCUGCUAUGGACAGUUCUAAUACAGAAAAGAUUACCUCUUCUGGAUCUGGAAAGGCACUUCUAAAAGUGACUGAGGAUCAAAUACGUGUAUUGCUGAAUGUGACAAGUGAGCUUCCUGAUAAUGAAUUGCUUCUUCAGAAACAUUUCUUAGCAAUUCUUUCUUCUGUAUGGAGAGCAAAUUGUCUCCUUGAGAGUUAUCGAAGCAGGACAUCUUCUAAAAUUAAUUUCUGUUCAAAUAGGAGGUUCUCUGACUCUUGUGGUAAGUCUCAAAGAUUGACUGGAAAGAUGAACUUAGCCAGCUCGAGACAGUCAAGUAAGCUAGUAUCCACGGCCCUUACUGAUGUUUAUAAGAAUCACGAAGACUCAGCAAUUGUUUCCAACGAGCUAGGUUCCCAAUCUGUAGUUGACCAUGUGAAUCUGAUGCUGGACUUUCCCAGUGAUGAAGUGAAUUAUGACAGUGUUUUCCCCUCGACCAUUAGUUUAUCGAUUCAUGUUCCAGAACUGCCACAAGCAGCAAAUGAACCUCCAGGGCAGUUUUUACUAGCAGAAUCAUCAUGCGGGAUUGCUGAAAAUCGGUUCAGGCUGGCAUCAGAAGCUUGCUUUGAGGGAGAUAGUUGCGGAUGGGCAUCAUCAGCUUUUCCUUCAUCUGAUACCAACAGAUACAGAUGUGGCUUGAAGUCGCAAUCAUUAGGCAAGCACAAAUCUGGAUCCGAUAUAAUAAAGCCUUCCAAAUUGAAAAUUCAAAGAACUACAGAAGUGCAAGAAGACCCCAGUUUGGUUAGCAAAUAUGUUGCACAACCUCGACCAACAACACUCAUGGAGUCUUUUGACAUUUUGGACACGGGGUGUGACCAUUCUCAGUGGCAUGCCAUGGAUGCACUUGAAGAGCCACAAUUUGUAGAUAUUGUACCCCAUGCCUAUGAUCCAAACUUCUUUAGUGGCCUCGAGGAAAUGGAACCACUGCAGGAUAUCACUGAUGUUGGAUGAUUCGUCUGCCUUAUAAUUCCAAAUGUUAGACUGAUCUUGAGAGGCCUCGAGAACACAGAUUGUCGGUAGUGGCAUUAUUAAAGAAAAGAGAAUGCCCGAGGUCUUAAAAAGAGGCAUCGAAUGGGAAUGGGCUGACGGAGCAGAUCAAACCUUGUGUGGGGAUGCAAGGGCAAGGAAAAAGGUUGGAUGGCUGGAAACACUGUGGGUGGUUUUUGGACAUGCUUGUACAGUAGUAGGCUUAGGUCCCAUUGAUGUAAUAUUUUUCCUUCUUGUAAGCAAAGGGAAAGCUUGUAAUUCUAACCACAGGGGAUUUUUUUUCCGUCGGGAAAAUUUUGGGUUGGACACCCAUCGAAAAGAAAAGGUACUGACUGUUCCUUCAAUUAAUUUAAAAGGAAAUUCUCGA